CUUCACAUCGUGGCUGAGCUCACGGAACGUCCUGCGACUGUGGCCAUGACUGGACUGCUUCUUGCCUACGGGGCUGAUCCUGCCAUUGGAGGCACUGGACUGAUUAAGUUGCUGCAGGACAAGAACAAAUACGUGCGUCCGAACUCAUUUCAGCUCGGCUAAACUGGACUGCUGCCAAAAAAAGAAGGGAAAUAUUCGGAACGCUGCGAGAAGGGG
Molecule: messenger RNA, 216 nt
Organism: Notodromas monacha
Lineage: Eukaryota; Metazoa; Arthropoda; Ostracoda; Podocopida; Cyprididae
Source: the annotation of a GenBank genome assembly